GAUUCGACUUCACCAAAGCCUAUAAAUAUAUCCCCUCAAACCAAUCCUUCCCACCGUAGGAUUCGACUUCACCGAAGCCUAUAAAUAUAUACCCUCAAACCAAUCCUUCGCAUUCUCUUGUCUUCUGCGUCUUGGCUCUCUCCCAUGGCGAAUUUCAAUUUUCCUGAUCGCAUCGUCGACGAUCCCUCUCCUCCUUCCCUGCAGUGCACAGAGCUAGGGUUUGGUGCCAUCGAUUUGAAUGCUGAUCCCGAUUGUGGUUCAGGAGGCGACGAUCUCUGUUCUCCCUCGCCACGGUGCAUGGAGCUAGGGUCUGGUGCCAUUGCUGGGACAAUCGAUUUAAAUGUGGAUCCCGGUUAUGGUUCCCCGCCGAGGUGUGUGAAACUAGGGUUUGGUGCCAGUGCUGGGAUAAUUGAUUUGAAUAUGGAUCCUGAUUGUGGUUCACGAGUCGGCGAUCCCUGUCCUCCCUCACUGCAGUGCACGGAGCUAGGGUUUGCUGCUGGUGCUGGGAUAAUCGAUUUGAAUGUGGAUCCCGAUUGUGGCUCCCUACCGAGAGCACGGUUCAGCAUUGUGGAGGCUUUGGAGGUCGGCAAAAUUGACUCCUAUUUCGGUUCAGAGGAGUUCUCUCGUGCGCUAUCGGGUUUCGCCGCCCUGCAGCCGAUCUCAAUGGCGCUGCCGUUUGAUCAUUCGACGACCCGGGACGAGGAGGAGGAAUGCCGCACGCCGAUCGAUCGAGAAAGCAGGCUGGCAUUCGAAGUCACCAGCUGCCCGCCGGCUCCGAAGAAGCCGCCAAGAGCGCCUUCGUGCAAGCGCAGGCUGCUGGAGCUGGAGCUCGUAAGCGUGAGGCUCGAAGAGAUCGAGAGUUGGCUCCGGUCCAAGGAAUGCGGCGCGAAGAGGCCGCGGCAGCCGCAGAGUGGUAGCUUUUAGCAGUUCGUUUUCUUCUGCGAUGAUACUGUGUAGGUGUAGCUUUUCUUGAUGUUUAGUACAUGUUUUAUGUAUGUAACGGACAAGUAGAUGAGUGAUACUCGGCGGUUGUUAACGAACCAGUUAUUGUUUGGUUAUUUUACUUAAAGAUUGGUGCUUUGCUAUUAAUCUAAGUUUAAACAUUUCAAA
Ananas comosus (pineapple) is the source of this 1110-nucleotide messenger RNA. RefSeq lists its product as uncharacterized. NCBI's taxonomy places the organism in Eukaryota, Viridiplantae, Streptophyta, Magnoliopsida, Poales, Bromeliaceae. The transcript has 2 exons. The record is from RefSeq and is a predicted model, not a curated record. The coding region runs from base 145 to 924 and encodes 259 amino acids.